Bipolaris sorokiniana ND90Pr is the source of this 2432-nucleotide messenger RNA. RefSeq lists its product as uncharacterized. Lineage: Eukaryota; Fungi; Ascomycota; Dothideomycetes; Pleosporales; Pleosporaceae. The transcript has 2 exons. The record is from RefSeq and is a predicted model, not a curated record. Bases 345 to 2297 code for a protein of 650 amino acids.
CAUUGCACAUCUUUUGCUCGCACGUGAUUGAGUCUCCGUCGCACGUUCCUUUCUCGGCCCGGCGGAUCUCUCCCCAGCCACCCCUUCUCCGUUCUCAUCCAACAUCCAUCUACAUAUCUAUAUCAUCAAAAUAAACACAAUCACCACGUUGCAAUCUUGCGUACAAAAGCAUUGCUACGUCGUACAAGGCUAAGAGCUAUUUAAAGAGUGGUAUAUCUUACUGCUUUCGUCGCGUACGCCCCCCUUGCUGCAGGCUUUCUUCGGCUUCGCCGGAGCAGCUGGACGCUGCAAUAAGCUGUGCAACGCAUCGCGCAUUUUGUUGAUGGCUGCAGCUGCUGGCAGGCAUGUCGGCUAAGGGGCUGUAUGACCCUGAUCAGAGUGCUGUAGAUACCCGGUGGAUUCAGCCAUGGAGUGAGACGUUUAGGGCUCAACGCGAUGUUGGACUCCGCGUUCCUAUCAAUUUCCAGACUGUGCCAGGAGUUUCGCUGACAGCCGCGUGCUUUCCUGAGAAUCAGUUUGAGCAUUUUGCUUUUAAAAGGUGCUUUUCUAAUUUGCUUGCAGUGGGGUUUCGCAGGUUCACCGUGGAUACCUAUUGGGAUCCUCUACGUCAAGUAUGGAGCUUGUGUCCUGUGGAGCUUCCUCGAGCGAAUGGGGGUGACGCGAAUGAUGCUGGGGCGCCGCUGAGGACGAGUCAGAUGGUAGUGCAGUCCAGUGAUACUGUGAUGGCUUCAAUACCAAUGUCAACAGUGCCUCUCCCUCCGGGGGCACAGAGACGCCAAGAGACGGCGACAUCAGCAUCAUUAGCUGUAGGUUCGUCGUCAGCAGUAGCAUCUCCAUCUGUUGUAUCUGCCUCUGCUUCUUCAGUGUCUUCGGCACCAACCAGUGCAGCGACUCCUACUAUCAUCGACUAUCCGAGUCCAGAUGGGCCCCCAAUCUUGCAAGUUGGCAACUAUAAUUGCACUUCUCUCACGACAUUAGAUCUGCUCACAGGGAUAUUGGAAGAUUUCCUAGAUGCAACCUCCACUACUACUGGCGCUGCUCUAGUCCUGUUUUCGUUCAAUGUACAUGCCGCAUCCUCGAUUGCCAACCCCAAUGCCGAUGCUCCUCGCCUUUCUCAAGGUCAACUACCCGGACAAGGACAGCUCCUUAGCGAUAUACUGCGAGGAAAUCUCUCGGAUGAGAUGUAUAAGCCCACCACGCUGGCUGACCAGCGAGCGAAUCUGAACAAUUCUUGGUAUGAUGUUGAGUGGAACAAUCAGCCAGUACAUGGAUACUACGAGGGGUUGACCAACACCGAGGGCCAGCUAUAUACGGAUAGUGGAUGGCCAACAGAAGCUUACAUGGAGUUCAAAAAGCUGUUCCGCCUGGUCGCCAGCUAUGGUAUCAUCGACUCUCAAAUGCGCGAGUAUAAUACAACCGCCGACGCUGGCUACAUCUUCCCCGCAGGCACACUUUCCAACCAAAUCUCCAUCUCCGUCGACUCAGACGGCAGCGUAACAUCCGGCUGUCUCUUCGACCCCUCCUCCACCAGCAUCACGACACCAAACGCCUCUUGGGCCCUAUCCACCGCCCCGCAACUCGACCUACCCGCAACCCCGGACCUCUCCCUCGCCAUCCCCUCCAUCGCUAACCUCACCCGCUGCGGCAUAUCCCCUUUCCUCAACCAAACCCUCGCCAGCACCCCCGCAAACCGCAACCCCCUCCCCUACGCCGCCUUCGUCCACUCAACCCUCUGGUCCUUCGCCCCCGGCGAACCCCUCAACGCAACCCAAAACGAUGACACCAACAGCCUAAACCGCUGCGUCGUCAUGAAAAAAUCCCAGCACCCCAGCCGCUGGCGCACAACAGACUGCCGCGAACCCCACCGCGUCGCCUGCCACGACCCUUCUUCCCCUUAUACCUGGCGCCUCUCCACCACCACUUCCCCUUACGAAACCGCAGAACCCCUCUGCAAUCCCCCCUCCCGCUUCAGCGUGCCCCACACCGCACUCGAAAACGCGCAUCUGUACUCCAUCUUAGCUGCCAGCCCCGAUGACGACGUCGUCUACAUCAAUCUGAACAGCAUCAACACGCCCGACUGCUGGGUCGAGGGCCGCAACUCCACGUGUCCGUAUCUCCCGAGUACGGAUACCGAUCGCACACGGAUCGUGGUCGUGCCGACAGUGGCGGCGAUUGUCAUCUUCGUGCUUGCUGCACUGACGUUUUUCGUCAAGUGUGCGGCGAAUCGGAGGGAGAAUGUUAGGGGCAGGAAGAGGAGGUUGGUUGGGGGGUGGGAGUAUGAGGGGGUGCCUAGUUAGGUUGUUUUAUCUUGCUUGGAGGAUGCAAGGGAUAUUGGGGGAAGGGGAAAGAGGAUGGAUGGGAGAUGCAGAAUAGAAGUUUUUUUUAUUCGAGUAUCUAAAAGUAGAACUAUGAAAGAGUAUGGAAUUUGGGGG